This is a messenger RNA of Nyctereutes procyonoides (raccoon dog), 1743 nucleotides long. RefSeq lists its product as uncharacterized. Gene Ontology annotation, biological process: proteolysis. Lineage: Eukaryota; Metazoa; Chordata; Mammalia; Carnivora; Canidae. Gene Ontology annotation, molecular function: RNA-DNA hybrid ribonuclease activity; aspartic-type endopeptidase activity; nucleic acid binding. The record is from RefSeq and is a predicted model, not a curated record.
AUUCCUAGUGGACACUGGGGCACACAACAUUCGGUUUUAUUACAACCCCAAGGGGAAUUGGCAAACAAAACUUCAUGGGUGGAGGGGGCCACGGGCACCAAACAAUACUCAUGGACUACCCGAAGAACUGUGGAUCUCGGCACGGGCCGGGUGUCCCACUCCUUCACGAUCAUUCCUGAGUGUCCCUACACAUUGUUAGGUCAGGAUUUGCUCACCAAGAUGGGGGCACAAAUUUGCUUCCACCUCGAAGGGGCAAAAGUCCUAAACAAGAAGGGGCACCUGAUUCAGGUGCUUGUCCUGAGUUUAGAAGACGAAUAUCGUCUCCACCAAAUGCCCUCAGCACCAAUGACUGACAUUGACCGUUGGCUGCUGGAAUUUCCCCAAGCGUGGGCAGAAAGGGGAAUCGGGCUGGCCCAGCAUCGACCGGCCAUAUACGUAGAACUAAAGCCAGGGGCAGACCCUGUCAGGGUCCGCCAAUACCCCAUGCCUCUAGUAGCACGAAAGAGAAUCACACCCCACAUACGGCGACUACUGGACUCGGGCAUAUUAAGGCCCUGCCAAUCGGCAUGGAACACUCCCUUGCUGCCGGUUCAGAAACUGCACUCUAACGAUUACAGGCCAGUCCAGGACUUGAGGGAAGUCAACCGGCGAGUAGAAGAUAUGCACCCUACAGUCCCAAACCCAUACACCCUCCUCUCCACCCUGCCUCCAGACAAAACUUGGUAUACAGUAUUAGAUUUAAAAGAUGCCUUUUUCAGCCUGCCUUUAGCACCCAGGAGCCAAGACCUCUUCGCCUUUGAAUGGACGGACCCUAAGAAAGUCAAUGGCCAGCUCUCCUGGACUCAACUACCACAAGGAUUCAAAAAUUCACCGACCACCUUCAAUGAGGCCUUAUAUGAAGACUUGGGUGUUUUCCGUUCCGAGCACCCACAUUUAACUUUAUUACAAUAUGUAGAUGAUAUCCUGUUGGCAGCAGAGGACCAGGACACAUGCCUGCGAGGCACCAGGGACUUGCUCCAGACCGUAGUGGCCCUAGGAUACCAGGCUUCAGCUAAAAAAGCCCAGAUGUGCAGAGCAGAGGUGAGCUACCUUGGGCACAAUUUAAAAGAUGGACAAAGAUGGUUGACAGAUGCACGGAAGGAAACCGUCUUAAGAAUCCCACAGCCGCAAGCCGUCCGCCAGGUGCACGGAAUCAGAACUGAUCUCCAGGACCAGCCACUGCCAAAUGCGGAUGCCACCUGGUACACGGACGGCAGCAGUUUUGUCCAAGAAGGACUCAGAUAUGCGGGGGCAGCCGUAACCACGGAGUCAUCGGCUCAACGGGUAGAACUGAUUGCACUGGCCAAGGUGCUGACCACGGGGGAAGGUAAACGAAUAAUCAUCUACACCGACAGCAGGUGCGCCUUCGCCACCACUCACAUCCACGGAGCCCUUUACAGGGAGAGAGGGCUUCUGACAGCAGAGGGAAAGACUGUUAAAAACAAAACGGAGACUCUUGAACUCCUGAGGGCCCUCUGGCUGCCCAAGGCCCUAGCCAUCAUCCAUUGUCCAGGGCACCAAAAGGCAGACAAGCCAGUAGCCAGGGGAAACCGGCUAGCUGAUUUAAAAGCAAAAGAGGCGGCCCUUCUGGUGACCCAGGUCUUAGCUACCACGCUACCUGAUCCGGGGGCACCGACCCUGCCUGACACCCCCAACUAUACUGAUGCUGACUUACACUGGAUCAAACGCUAGCCUAUGACCCAG